Molecule: messenger RNA, 3567 nt
Organism: Parathielavia appendiculata
Lineage: Eukaryota; Fungi; Ascomycota; Sordariomycetes; Sordariales; Chaetomiaceae
Exons: 4
Coding region: 191-3301 (1036 amino acids)
Biological process (GO): DNA damage checkpoint signaling; positive regulation of transcription by RNA polymerase II
Cellular component (GO): nucleus
Molecular function (GO): histone binding
Source: RefSeq, a predicted model, not a curated record
ACCGCACGAGAGACGGCACCGAUGCAACGCCACUAAUCCAGGUUGCCAAGGGCCAGGUUCAACUCCUCGAUCACUCACUUCAUUGCAUCAAGCCGAGAAUUGUCAUCAGCCUGGAGCACUGGCAACCUGGCGGCUUUCCCGCCGCCGGGUACCGACAGCUUUAGAUGGUUAAUGCUCAUGGCAGUGCAAAAUGCCAGCAAAAUCGUCAAAGACCUUCCGCCAAGCGGAGAAGAGGGCGUUUGACGGAGCCAAUGAGUCGCAAGACACCCUUGUCAUCGCGCAUUAUCUCAUGAUGGAUUUUGGUGUUGGCCUGCGAAGCAGCUCACCACCCGCAGGAGAAGCAAUGCCCCUCCCUUCACCUCGGCAAAGCCUGCCAUCCAGCAAGAGAGGCAACAUGGCCGACGCAGCCUGCCCUGGAGAGCUCCCAGACGAAAAGACGCGGGGCACGCGUCUCGCCAAUGACAGUAAACAGAGUCAGUGUUUUUCAAUCCCCGAGACUCAGGAAGUCGGCAUCCCAGAAGCCGCGCGGCCAGUCGAUGAUCGGCCAGACCGAGAUGCUGUUGACGGGAACAGUGGUGUGGUCGACCUGAACCUCCCCGACACCCUCCCCGCGUCUGCCGAGCUCGACAGCACGUCGGGGAGGAGGAAGAUGGAUUCGACCCAGGCAUCAACUCAGUCCAACGUGGGACGUAGCUAUGACCAGUAUCGCCGCCCAAUAUCUGCAGGCCGCACAUCGCCCAACGGUCCGUCACAUAACUCAGGCAAACUGGCCAGAAGCAGCUCUCCUGGUCGCGGCGCGCUGGACGACGACGACACUGGUGUCCGGUUCGUCUUUGUCAACGUGGCAGCCACCAAUACUGUCUCGCCAGGCCAAGACGAUUCCGGGUUUGUCAACUUUGGUAGCCUCGCGCAUUCCAAACAUGUAGCGUCCCAAAAGACAGCUGGGUCUCCGACUGAGUGUUUGCCCGAAACCCCGGCUCCGCCCCAGAACCCUUUUCGACACAGCCGGUCUCAACUACUUCCGACGUCGCAACUGUUCCGUGGCACACAAUUCUCAUCACCGACCAAGCUCGCCAGUCCCACCUCUUCGCGCCCGUCAUUGGCUGACUUUCCUGUCAAUUCAAUAUCCCCAAACCCAGUCAUCUCGUCGCCCCUGAAGUCUCGCGGUAUCCGCUCCUCAUCCCCUGUUGGUGUUACGUCAAGUCCAGCGGUCCUUCCAGGCACGACCUCUUCAGGGCCUGAUGGGGUGCCCAGCAGCCCUGUUAAUACCGCGUCGACGGGGCACCCUGUCGUUCCAGAGUCAUCUCAUGAUGGGAGUCGCAGGAAGAGAUCGGGGCCUGAGCCCUUGGCUACAUAUGAACCGAUGCGCAAGUCGCAAGAACGGCGCUCAACCUCCGAAGUGCGACCUGACCAUGUUAGCUCUGGGGAGGACGAUGAAGAUCAGGACUCGAUCGCCAGGUGGCGCCGAGCGAGAUCCAAGAAGGAAGCCGCCUUGAAACAGCUGACGGCCAUCAGUCUCCCUCGUACUGUGACGGCGGGCGAUGUUGAAGUACCCUCAACGAGCCAGCGUAGGCGCCCAAGCCAAGCAGAGGCUUAUAUCGCACAAUGCCGAGGAAGGAACCUGGCAGAUACUGACUCAGAAUGCCCCGUCGCUGUGGAAACAACCCAGAAGCCUCGCUUGCAACCUUGGAAACGGCCAAUUGAGGAAGAGGAGUCGACUCAAUCCGACGUAGAAGAGAAGCCUGUGCCGACCGUGGACCCAAACCCGGCACCGGUGCCUGUGCUUCCAAGGUCUUCUACACCGUCAAUAUCGCAGCUGGCCCGAAAAUCUGGCAUGGAUGGCACGUAUGGAGACGAAAUCCCGGAGACAAGUCCAACUAGCAGACUGCCCGAACUCCUGCCGGAGGUAGCGCCAUCUGUCGAACCCGCCCCGUCAGAGGCCAAGCCAACACGAAACUUUCAGUCUUCCCCUCCAGCGUUCAGCACGAGGUCUCGGAAAGCCAAGGGUGCAAGAAGCUAUCCACGGGCGCUGAGUUCUAGUUCAAGCCUCAGUAACUUGGCAUCGACGCCUCACCUACCAUCCAGCAAGCCUCCCACAAAGGUAACCACUGAACCAGCGAGCUCCCCAACUGAGUCGACCAUAGUGGCCAGCUCCUCGCCAGCGGUUGCCGAGACGAAGCGACGUGAUACACGGGGAAGGCUGCCAAAGCCUAAAACAGGCUCGACCGAGAGUCUCAGACAGUCAGCCAGGGUUGCUAGGCGGGGUUCCAACUCAACUGACGAGCUCGCCCGAUCCGCCUCUGGGACGCCUACUUUUGAGCAGAGCCUGCGCGUUUCCCGUCUUUCCGUGUCUCGGUCAGUAUCCAGAUCAGGCCGUGUCGCCAUGAAACCGCCGCCGACGCAGCGGGAUCCGAGAUUGUUUGAGAACAUGGCGUUUGCAAUAUCCUUCCUGUCGAAAAAGCCUGGCGAGAGCAACGAUCAGUUUAGCGCUCGGAUGGAGCUUUGCAACACGAUCACUCGGAGGAUCAGACAGGCUGGCGGCAGGAUUCUCGAAAACGGUUUCGACGAGCUCUUCCAAGCAUUGCCUAUGGGUACUCCAUCCAGCAGCCCAGCCGCAAGCUCCGGGGCAGAGAUCGAGAUCAGCCUAACUCCGGAAGGGCGGGCCAUGGGAUUCACCGCGCUGAUUGCAGACGGACACUCACGCAAGGUAAAGUACAUGCAGGCUCUUGCGCUGGGCUUGCCGUGCGUCGCAGCCCGCUGGGUCACGACCUGCCUUGACAGAAACGAACUCGUCGACUGGACGCCGUACCUGCUCUGCGCCGGCCAAUCUGCCUUCCUCGGCGAAGCCAUUCGGUCCAGGAGCCUGUCGCCGUACGAUGCCUCGACCGCGAAGCUAGCCGACAUCGUCAGCCGGCGCGCAAAAUUGCUGGAGGGAAGCAGGAUCCUCGCCGUGGUGAAGAAGACGGCGGAGGGCAGGAAGAUACCUUACGUGUUCCUCGCGCGCGUACUGGGUGCGUCCUUGACGCGGGUGUAUACCGUGGACGAGGCAAGGGCUGAGAUGAAGGCUGCCGAGGACGCAGGGCAGCCGUUUGACUGGGUGUAUGUGGAUGGGAAGCCGGAUGAGGAAGCGCUAUUUGCUGCGGGGCCUACCGGGACAGCGGGGAGGAAAAGAAAGAGAGCGGCGACGGGGAGCUUCGCCGUGCAGCUUCCCGUGAAGCGGGUGCGAACGCUCAGUGAUGAGCUUGUGAUUCAAAGUUUGAUUCUGGGGCGGAUUAUUGAGGACGGGGAGAUGCAGGUAUGAUGGGGCGUUUGGGCUUGUACAGGACCGUGGUUUGAGCGUUGGGACAUAGAGGGAUCUUGGAAAGUGCGUUUCCGGAACAAGCAUCGAGGAACGUGGUCACAAUUUAGGGAAUGGAUGAGCAUAUGGUAUGAUGGGAGCAGUGGGAUGGGGAAAGAGGCUGUGAUUGUAAUACUAUCGAGCCGGCGCAACUGGGUAGACAUAACUAAGGAACUCAGAUAUUCGAUCUGGCGGAGGGGAAGGGAUGUCAAGACUUUGACGCUGUGAGG